Culicoides brevitarsis is the source of this 2918-nucleotide messenger RNA. RefSeq lists its product as uncharacterized. NCBI's taxonomy places the organism in Eukaryota, Metazoa, Arthropoda, Insecta, Diptera, Ceratopogonidae. The transcript is spliced from 3 exons. The record is from RefSeq and is a predicted model, not a curated record. The coding region runs from base 181 to 2379 and encodes 732 amino acids.
UUAGUUUUCUUAUCAUCGACACGAAUUUACUUAAAACUUACUAGAGUAGCGAAAGAUUGCGCACGUCGUCGAUGUCUUAGUAGCUAGUAGAUAAGAAAAAGUUGUAAACACUAGAGAGCCGCGUUAUAUAAGGACCUGAAGCUGAAGCAGCAUGUCAGUUUAUCGUAAAACGUUGACGCGAUGCCACUCGUUUUAUCAGUCGUUUACGGUGCGAUGCUUCAUCGGCCGAAAGAACGGGCUUGCCAGAGCAAAAAACGACGAUUUUCCAUGUUGAACUGGAAAUGCGGCAUGCGUCGCCCUUCCCUGGGAUACACAGGAGACGACUUGAGUCGUCUUACAAAUAAUUCCUCAUCCGGAGCCGACUCCACAAACAAUUCCCUCAAAGUGACCACGCAACAAACGUUCACGCAAACGACAAAUGGCCAAAAAAUCUCGUCGUAUCUCACGAACAUCAUAAGCAGCAGUGCCGCCGCCGCCGCCGGUGCAGCCACAGCCAGCGAAACAACGUGCAAUGGUCGCAAACGCAAGGAACGUCAAGACAGCACGUCGUCCACGGUGCAAGACCGCAAACUGGUGCGUUCGAACAGCGAAGAACAGUUGCCAAAUUUAAGCGAGACCACGGAUAAUUUUCGUCGUGUUUCGUCGCACGAGGACUUCAACAAGCAUAAACCGCCGCCACUGCACUUGCACAACAAUGAGACCACAAUUUGCGAGGAAACGAUCCAGAACAAAGUGAACGAGGUCAAAAAUGAGCUGAACAAGGAAAAUGGCGUCAUUCUAAUUCCGUCGCCAAAGACAAAGACCGAAGCGUUUCGUUUGUCGCCGCAUCGCGACACAAAAGCGCACGCCAAGCGUCACGAUCAUCACGACGAAGAGGAACACGAACGACGUCGCAGCAACGAGCGUUUUUGUCGCGCUCGCGUUUCCGGCACCCGCAAAUCUUCCAGUCCGCGAAAAUCCGCCAAAAGCUACAGUCCCGUCAUGCCGACGCGUUACACUCACAACAACACCCAAAACGACUUGCAACAGAAAAUGUUGUUCGGCGGACGCGGAUUUGGCGAAGACGACGACAAAAUUAUCGAGAAAAAGUGCAGCGGCGAGAAAUCCGUCGACGACGGGGUUCAACGUGAUCCCUCCUCCACACCAAUGGACGAAAAUCCGACAACGCCACGCACGCCACUCGAUUUAAAUUUGCCGCCAAAACCGUGGCAAUCCAGCGAAGAUGACACCGAUAUGCCGGUAGUGUGCCAACGUUUUGCCAACAACACUUUUGCGCACGUCAACAACGACUCGAUGAAGACUUUUGUCAAAUUUCAUCAGGCGGCGCCCGUUAGCGACAUGGAUUUGGGUCUUAGUGUCGCGACAAAAUACAAAAAUGCCAAGGAACUCGAGCCAGAAGUGAUGCCAAAUAUUUUCCUCACGCCCGACGAGCGCAUCAAGCAGAUCAACAAGCGACUCGUGUCACUCAAGAAGAAAAUUACGUCGUUCGAGGAGAACUUUGAGCGCGAAAAUGGGUACAGACCGUCGCAGGGCGACAAGCAAAAUGAUCGGAUUGUCAAGCAUGCAACGGCGGAAAUUACAAAGUUGCGAAAGGAAAAGGCGCAAAUCAAGUCGGAUCCGAUGGCGGCCAUGGGAUACCGGACCACCUCGGAUGCCGGAGUGUCGCGUGAAAAGUUGGAAAAGAUGAAGGAAACUCUCAAGGAAAUUCAAAAGCGCCUCCACGAAAAACGUUGCGAGGAAAAUCGCGAAGAAAACAUCGAUAAACUCUCGUUGCCGCAACUUAUCGAAGAAAAAACGGUCAUUCAACGUGGCUUACUGUACUUGGAAUCGCUAUAUGGUCGCCCCAUUUUGCCCGAAGAACGUGACGCCGCACGUCCCUUGUACGAUCGCUACCGUGCCAUAAAACGUCUCGUAAAUCGUUGCUCCCUCGCAGGCGGUGGUGCCGGUGAACUUCCCACCAUUCUGGAGAACGAGGCACUUGCACUUACGACAGGCAUCUUGUCGCCCUCCAACGAAGACGACUCGCCGCCAACCGAUAUGCAAAGUCCGCCAUCCGAGUCUUCCACGAGCAUGUCGGGUCCCGAUUUGUCCGAACCGAAUUCGAAUGACACGAACGAAGAUGCCAUCGGGACAAUUAACGAGACCAUCAAACUCAUGUCGAUCGACAAGUUGCGGAUCCAGUUGGACAUUGUGCGCGAGGAGAAGAAACAGUUGCGACGCAGCCUCAAGGAGUUCGAGUACAAGUUCGAGGAAACGAAUGGCCGGAAAAUGCUCAAAUCCGAUCGGAAAGCAAUGGAAGACACGUACACGUUGUACAAGCAGAAGAAGGCAAAACUCAGAUUGCUCGAUGCGCUUGUCAAGAAACAACAAAAUAAUUGAUGAUCGUGCAGCGGCAUCAUUAAUUCAAGUAUUUUCAGUAAAUUUAGUGCAUGCAAAUCUUAUUAUUAUACAUAUAUUUAUUACCUUUAUUUCCUUCGAACAUGAUUGUUGUUACGUGAAAAAAAAAACAUAUUUGUGACAAAAAAAUAACGGAAAAUAUUUUAUAUUAUGAUACAAAAGUAAAAAAUUUACUUUCUGAUGAAAAACUGUGAUAAUUUCGUGAAUUCGAUGAUUUUUUAAAAAUCUCGUUCAGAAAUUUGAUUUAAUUUUUAUAAAAUAAAUUAAAAAAGAAAAAAGUUAUUAUUACAUAAAUAAAGUGAACCUAAGAACUUCCUAUUCGUCACUCCGUUUCCUUAUCAUUAAUUAUCAUUGGCAAUCAAUUAAAUCCUAGAUUUAAUUCAAAACACUCCUCCUCCCUCUCCUCCCUUCUAUACAGAUCUAAAUAUUCUAAAUAAAAAAAAAACAAAAUAAAUGUUGAACGAACAAAUUAUUUAAGAAUACAAAAAAUAUAUAAUAAACUUACAUUUUUAUUGAUAAUA